Messenger RNA from Pyrus x bretschneideri (Chinese white pear), 417 nucleotides. Its product is annotated as secreted RxLR effector protein 161-like. NCBI's taxonomy places the organism in Eukaryota, Viridiplantae, Streptophyta, Magnoliopsida, Rosales, Rosaceae. The coding region runs from base 1 to 417 and encodes 138 amino acids. The record is from RefSeq and is a predicted model, not a curated record. The transcript has a single exon.
AUGUACAUGAAGAUUGUAGGGAGCUUUUUGUAUUUGACAGCAACUAUACCAGAUUUGAUGUAUGCUGCCAGUUUAUUGUCAAGGUUCAUGAACAGUCCCAUAAAGAAACAUUUUGGAGUUGUAAGGAGAGUCCUGAGAUAUAUGCAGAGUACAAUAAGCUAUGAGAUUGAUUAUGUAAAAGACAAAGAAGCAACACUUAAGGGAUCAUGUGAUGUUAACUGGGCAGGUAGUGAAGAUGAUAGUAGAAGCACCUCAAGCUAUGCCUUCAGUUUUGGAAGUGGUGUCUUAUUCUGGACCUCUGUGAAGCAAAACACAGCUACUUUAUCAACUGUAGAAGCUGAGUAUGUCUUUGCAGUAGAGGCCACAACUCAGUCUAUUUGGUUAUGGUUUGUGCUUGAUGAUUUUGGGGAGAUGUAA